Molecule: messenger RNA, 2197 nt
Organism: Rosa rugosa (rugosa rose)
Lineage: Eukaryota; Viridiplantae; Streptophyta; Magnoliopsida; Rosales; Rosaceae
Exons: 2
Coding region: 1430-2191 (253 amino acids)
Molecular function (GO): zinc ion binding; nucleic acid binding
Source: RefSeq, a predicted model, not a curated record
UUUCUCCCUAUAUAAAGGGGCUAUGAAAUGAAAUGAGUAGACCAAUUCCAAUUCUCAUUUUACUUUUACACGUUAUCAGCACGCUCAGAGCCAAUAGCCAAGAAAGAAAUCUUAAUUUUCUAGUUUCUUUCCAUCGAAAAAAACCAAAACCCUAGAAGAAAAACAUAUUUUCUUCUUUUUUGCCACCACUAAUUAUCAAAAAAAAAAAAAAAAAUUUCCUUCUUCCCCGAUCAAGACCGGCCUCCACCCCAACCGUCCUGCACAGGCGCUGCAUCAGCCUGCCUCCCAGCACCCUUGGAGCAGCAGCCUAAUCCAUCUGCACCGACUCUACAACCCAGCCCCGACACCUGCAGAUCCCGCCUGCAGCCUCCAGCCCCACCCGGGCCUUGCCUAGCCAACCUCGCGGCGUCUGCUCAGCCGCCUGCAUCAGCAGUCCCGUGCCCCCGCAUCAGCAGCCCUCGCACGCACAGCCCCGCGCGGCCUAGUACCAGCCUGCCCACCAUCCGCUGUAGACUCGCAUUCAGCAGCCCAUCCUAGCACCGAUCCGGCGAUCCCUGCAGCACCAGACCCAGUCGCUUCCUCGCGAUUGCAGCAGCCUGCCCACCGCGCCUGACAGCCCCAGCGACCCCUCACAGCCCAGCCCCGCGCCCUGCUGCAACACAGCCCCGCGCACUGCUGCUGCUACUGCACCGAGCUCUGAUCCCAGCAGCCCCAAGCACCGAUCACCUGUAGUUGCACACGGAAGAAGACGCACCUGCAAACCAGAAGGAAGGAAAGCAGAAGGAGGAAGAAGAGAGAGAAGGAAAAAAAAAAAAAGGAGAAAAAAAAAGAAAAAAAAAAACAAAAGGCCCAAAGACCAGAAGGCCUAGAGAAAAAAAAACAAAAACAGAAAAAAAGAAACUCGGCCCAAAGUAAAGGGGCCAGCCCAAAGAGCAGACCCGGCCCAGACCAAAAAAAAAAAAAACAAAAGCAGGCCUCACUGGUGACGCAGCCCAGCAAGAAGAAAAAGAGAAAGAGAAAAAAAAAAACUCCGGCCCGCUGCUGAAAAACAAAACAUCGCUACACACACCUGCAUCAAUACGCGCGUGCGCUAGGAUCGUUUUGUUUUCUCGAAAUCAAAUGGCUGAUCCAACUCGACCUGAAUUUGACAUCUUGGACUCAGAAGGACUUGAGUAUCAUCGUUGGGUUUCCGAUGUAGAAACUGCCUUUGUGGCAAAAGACUACACUGCCACCAUUACCGACCCCAAAGAUGAUGAAUUAUCUAACAAGGUGAAAGCAAAUGCCUUAAUGUUUCUGAGGCGACAUAUUGAUCCUAGCCUACGCUGGGAGUACCUUCAGUUGAAGACACCCAAAGAACCGUGGGAUGCCCUUAAGGGACGUUUUGGGAACAUUCAUGACACCUUGCUCCCAGAACUAACAGUUCAGUGGAAUGAAAUCCGCUUGCUUGACUAUAUAUAAAAGGGUCAAUGACUUCAACAAUGAUAUGUUGCGCCUAAAGGCACGUCUAAAUUUCUGUGGAAAGGAACUCACAGAAGAUGAUAUGAUCCAGAAGACUCUUUCUACUUUUCCUACUUCAGCAAUUAUACUAGCGAACCAGUAUAGGCUGGAGUAUGACAACAAAAGAAUCACAACAUUCAAUAAGUUGAUCAACCUACUGCAAGUGGCUGGGAGGCAUAAUGAGGUUCUUUUGAACAACAAUGCCAGGCCUGUUGGGACAAAGAAAAUUCCCGAGGCUAAUUAUGGCAAAGUGAAAGGUGGAAAGAACCCCAAUGCAAAGGGGGUUGGACGUGCUGAUCCCUACCCACGUGGCAACAAUGCACCACGUGGCAAGGGACGUGGGGGUCGUGAUAUGGGCCGUGGAGGCCCUCCCAAUGUAUGGCGCAGAGAUGGUGGUGCUGGCCGUAGUGGUCAUGGAAACAAGGUGCAAAGGGCACCUAAGAACCCUUCAGUCAAACAGGAUAGAGUUGGCAAUGAACCAUGCUAUAGGUGUGGAGUCAUUGGACAUUGGUACAAGAACUGCCAAGCAAGCAACAGAGUAGCAGCCAAUUACAAGAGGUAUAGGGAGUCUAAAGAACAAGAGGCUCACUAUAUGGAAGAAGGAGGCCAUGACCCAGACGUCAACCUCACAGUUGCAGACUUUAAUGGCAACAAGGAACUUGCUCAGUCAACUGAUGCCCCAGAUUUUGACUGAUCUGCU